AUGGAUUACGGGAUCCACCCGCGAGUUCCCAAGCAAUUGAAAGGGCAAACCAGUGUUGUCCCUAUGUUUUGGCGUUACAUCAGAGCGGAAUUCUUGAGGAAAGAUCUCAUAUUGACCUAUAUCACCCUGGUCUUCAGCAUCGUGGGUAUGCUGUAUCAGUGUAUAGAUGUCUUAUCGAGUUACCUGGAAUAUCCGACCCUCAUGAACAUUUUGGAGGAACGUGAAGCUGCGAGAUUUCCAGCCAUGACAACGUGCCUCAGUCCAUGGUACAAUCUCACGAUGGUUUGCGAGAAAAGAAACGGGCAGUGUUCGAAGAAAGAUGUGAUGCUCGUCUUGUCCUAUCCAAAACACGCGUACUUCAGAGAGUGGAGAGACUACGGCUUAUCCGAUCCUUCAGUUCUCUUUACGUGUAACAUGACGUCAUUCAUGCCCGAUUGCCCCGACUUCGAUUGCAAAGAUAUGAUCCGACAUAUAUACUACAAGGUCCCGAUGAUGGCCUGCUACACCCUUGAUCUUCAGAGAUUUCUCCCGAGAAACCAUUCGUACUUCAACUGUCAAUAUACGUGGUCAUACGAGCUCAUGGUGGAAGCUCGUUGGAACCCGAAGACGACCAUGAGCACCAUGGACAUGAUGUACUAUCCCAUAUUCUUCCACGAUUCAUCGGUAUACGCGCCGGAACCCAUGUCCUCCGCCGCGAUGCGCAGAGAUGUUUUCGUGGACUACACGAUAGCUCAACAGGAUUGGAGUCGGCUCAAAAAGCCCUACCAUACGGACUGUUGGGAUUAUCGAGAACGUUUCGGUCGGAAGCUGGUCUCUAUCUAUCAGGGCUGGAUGAGUCAAUUGAGCUGUGAGCAAGAGUGCAGAAUGGCUCAAGAGCUGGAAAAUUGCAACUGCAUUCGAACAGUCAACGAGUUUAGUCAUUUCAUGGACGUCGUUCUGUGUGAUGUUUCCGCAGAUGACAAAUGCAGCGCUAUAAUGACGGCGAACAACUCGUUCCUCUACAGCAAGUGCAACGGGAUCUGCAACUCGGAAUGCAGCACGACGCGAUACGAUGCUCGCAUCAGCGGUUUGCGGAACUAUUACCCGAAGAACCACAAGAAGAAGAAAUCCGAUGACAUGAUGUGCGGCUUCAGCGUAGCUUUCAGCUCGGCGACAGUCGAGAUUUAUCACCUCAAGCCGGCCAUGAACAGUGAAAUGCUUCUGGGCAUCAUGGCUGGAUUCAUCGGCGUGUGGGUGGGACUAGCCUUCUCGAACGUUGCAGAUUAUGUUGGAUUUUUGAUCCCUUUGAAGAGAGAGAAGGAGGUUCUUCUGAAGAGGCGCGCGGACCCCCUUCCCCCGAACUACAGACAAGCCCUGUACAAUCGAUACUGA
Molecule: messenger RNA, 1371 nt
Organism: Galendromus occidentalis (western predatory mite)
Lineage: Eukaryota; Metazoa; Arthropoda; Arachnida; Mesostigmata; Phytoseiidae
Exons: 8
Coding region: 1-1371 (456 amino acids)
Source: RefSeq, a predicted model, not a curated record